Phytophthora sojae is the source of this 237-nucleotide messenger RNA. RefSeq lists its product as hypothetical. The annotation marks the transcript as partial. The record is from RefSeq and is a predicted model, not a curated record. Lineage: Eukaryota; Oomycota; Peronosporomycetes; Peronosporales; Peronosporaceae. The transcript has a single exon.
AUGAAGCAGCGGAGCUGGGAUGCAGAUGGCGUGGACGGCGGGCCGUCGUCAAUGGAGGUUCUGCUGGAAUGGCUCUCGACGUCAAGGAAUGCGGCGCGUUGGCGGAGAUCUGCAGGCAAAGCGGACGGGUCACGGGCCGAGAUGACCCACGAAAUCUACGACAUGCUGCGGAGUUACGACAUCGACCACCGAACUCCAUGCAGCGUUCGCUCUAGGCUUUGGACACUGGAGCGCCAA